AAAAUGCAAGAUGGUGCCUUCCCUUAUUAUCCAACUGCAUAAUUGUAACCAAUUAAAUGGGUUUUGAUUGGACAACUGGAUGAAAGAUAGAUCUGGCAGGGUAGAGAAACAUUUACUGAGCCUUCUACCAAUCAGUUCUCAUCUUGGUGCACUCAGGGACAUACCAGUGAACAGGAUACAACUAAAGAAUUAAAUCAAUUUCUCUCAAACAAAAAGCACUUCAUAUUUGAAAUUCAUUCAAUAUAAAAUAUAAAGAGACCAGGAUUUAUUUAUUUUUUUUCCCCUUCAAAAACCGUCUGGGAACUGCUAAAGGAAAUGGCAGCAGAAGCAACCGACAUAUCCAACGCAAGUGAGCUGGAAGGGAAUACAAUUACCGAAUUCCACUCACAAGUGGUUCAAACCAUAGGUAGAAUGGGGGAUGCAAUCAAGGCGAUUCAACCUGAAAAUGUAGAAGUGGAUAAAAACACAACCCUUUCUGAUGCUGAUACAACUACACCUGCAACUGAUGAGAAUGUUAUUGCACCUAUUUCUGAUGCUGAAGUUAGUGAACCUGCAAUGUUUUCUGAUUCACCAGAGUCUGAUUCUAAUAUAAGUACUUCUGCACCUGAUACCGAUCUUACUGAACCUGAGUCUAAUGCUGAAGUAAGUGAACAUAUAUCUGAUGACCCUAAAUCUGAUGCAAGUCCACGUGACGCUGAAGCUGAUGUUACAGAACCUGCCACUGAUGUUGAAACGAAUCAAUCUUAUGCUCAGGUAAGCAAACCUGAAGCUGAAGUUACUGAGCCUGUUUCUGAUGUUGACCUAUUUCCAUCUGAACCUAAACCGACAGCUGGUUCUGAUGCUGAUGUUGCUGCACCUGUAUUGGAUCCUGAGGCUAUUGCACCUGUUUGCAAUGCUGAUGUAAAUUCACCGGUUUUGGAUGCUGAAAUAAUUACACCAGCUUCUGAUGCUGGGGUUCUUGCAUCUGUUUCUGUUCCUUCUGAAGCUCAACUGCAGACAGUGGUUGAGGAAAAGAAAGCUCCUGUCGAAAAGCAAGAGGAAACAGCUGCAGUAGUAGAGGACAGUGUAGUGGAGCCCCUGCCUUCAGAAACACAUGAGAAGCAGCAGGAGGAAGAGCAUGUGGAGGAAGCCAUCCCUGAGCCAGUGAAAGGGGUGAGCCAGGUUAACGGGGAUGAGGAGGCAAUGGCUGCAGAGGAACCUCCAGAGGCCGAUAGCGCUGGCUGGGAGGAGGCCACAGAAGAACGAACGGAGGACCUCUGUCAGGAGGAACUUUUGGAGGGGAGUCAAGAUUACAAUGACGAGGUGGUCUCUUGGGAUGGAACAAAGCAUGAAAAUGGCUCUCAGGAUUCUCAGUCUACUAGUCCGAUCCCUGGUUCCCAGUCUUCUGGAGAAAUAUCAGGGGGAGGGAAGAAGCCAGACAUCAACAAACAUAGCUCUUCGAAGUACAACACAGUGUCCUAUCGCAAAAUCAGAAGAGGAAACACCAAGCAAAGAAUUGAUGAGUUUGAGUCAUUGAUGCAUGCAUGAACUAACACAUAAUCUGCUUUAGGUCUUCUGGUUAUCUUAUCAGCUGCUGUUAGCUGGGAUAUGCAAACUUGAUAAAGCAUGCUACUACUCAUGCUGUAUGUUAUAAUGUUGAAUUACUCAUCUUUUUUUAUUGCAUUCCUGUUUUUUAUGAAUAAAACAUAUUAUAGUUUGAUAUUCAUGAACCUGUUUUUGAAUGUUGUAAAACACAAGUGAUAAAUCAUGUUAACAUUUGUGAAUGGGACCCAUUGUAACAAAAACCUACGAGACUGUUGUGGAAACUGGGAAUAUCAUCUGGUAUGGGAGGCAUCAGUUGCCUUGUGGUAGUAUAGUAGCUAUAUUUGUUUAGCAAAGGGAGGUGAAAAUAAACAUUUAUGCAACGUUGAUUCCAUAAAGUUUUCCAUUUGUAUUCAUUGACAACAGUAAAACUGGUAUAUCAUAUCACCUGUGCCUCAUUGAGUAAUAUCCCUGUUUUAACAAAGGGGCAGCUGAGUAGAUGAAUGGCCUUCAUAUCCAGACUACUUUUACUUAGAAAGGUUCAUUCUAGGUAGGUUAACAACACUGCAAGUUUCCUAUUCACAUGCAUAUAAUAAAACAAAUGAGGAAUGUAUUAUGAUAUAGCUUUUAUGUCUGGUUUACAGCACAGUAAAAUUAAUAAUGUAAUAGAAUUUGGUAAGCAGAAGCUUUUGAAGUUUGAUUUGUUUUGAACUGCAAGAAUAGUAUGAUCUCAAUAUAUGUAUACCAAUACGUGCUGUGACUUAUCUAGCUAACGUAGAGUGCUGAAUUUUGCUACUGGCACUGAACAAACCAUGGAGGAGAUAAAGAUGUCCUUUUUAAUGACAAGAAGAUUAAGUUAUUUUUUUGUGACUAAUAAUCUUCACUGUACUUUAAGUCAAGGGAGAUUAUGAGAAAUAAAGCUAAUUUUAUUUCA
Messenger RNA from Acipenser ruthenus (sterlet), 2455 nucleotides. Its product is annotated as A-kinase anchor protein 200-like. Bases 316 to 1527 code for a protein of 403 amino acids. Lineage: Eukaryota; Metazoa; Chordata; Actinopteri; Acipenseriformes; Acipenseridae. The record is from RefSeq and is a predicted model, not a curated record. The transcript has 3 exons. Gene Ontology annotation, cellular component: extracellular exosome; internode region of axon; cell cortex. Gene Ontology annotation, molecular function: actin filament binding. Gene Ontology annotation, biological process: actin filament organization; regulation of cell shape; morphogenesis of a branching structure.